GUGGCCAGAAGUGGGCGGGGCCCAGUAUACAGGUCUUCUCCCAUUCAUGCAGAGCCUCGAACAUUAGCAACCAUCGCAGCGCAGUCAGAGCAGACGCGCCUCUUCUUCCUCCACCUAGAGACCCUCGGUUUCCCCACUCUGAAAUAAAGGACACAGUGCCUUUAAACCAGCAGCCACCAUGGCAGAAGCUCACCAGGCGGUGGCCUUUCAGUUCACCGUCACCCCCGAUGGCAUCGACCUACAACUGUGCCACGAGGCUCUACGCCAGGUCUACCUUUCUGGGCUUCACUCCUGGAAGAAAAGGUUCAUUCGGUUUAAGAAUGGGGUAAUGACUGGCGUGUACCCAGGCAGCCCGGCUGGCUUCAUGAUCGUGGUCGUUUCAUACAUGUCCUACAACAAAUACAAACAGCUGGAUCCUUCCAUGGGACUGAUUGCCAAAUUAGGCCAACACAUACCCAUCAGCCAAUACAUGUCCACAGAUAGCCAGAGGAUAGUCGGAGGGGUUCUGGUGGGCACGGGCCUCUGGGUCACCAUCAUUAUGAUCAUGAGGAAUGUUCUGAAGUGCCUGCUGUCAUGGCACGGCUGGAUGGAGUCACGCCACGGGUCUCUGCCCUUCGGUACUCGCCUGUGGCUGCUUUUGGUGAAGGUGUUCUCUGGCAGAAAGCCGAUGCUCUACAGUUUCCAGAACUCCCUGCCGCGGCUACCUGUUCCCUCAGUCAAGGACACCUGCAGAAGGUACCUGGAGUCGGUGCGUCCACUGAUGGAUGACGAGCAGUUUGAAAGGAUGAAGGCCUUGUCUAAAGACUUUGAGAAGAAUCUAGGACCCAGGGUGCAGUGGUACCUCAAACUCAAAUCCUGGUGGGCUUCAAACUAUGUUAGUGACUGGUGGGAAGAGUAUAUUUACCUGAGAGGCCGUGGCCCCAUCAUGGUCAACAGCAACUAUUAUGCCAUGGACUUUCUGUAUGUGUGCCCCACCAACAGCCAGGCGGCCCGGGCAGGUAAUGCUAUUCAUGCCAUCAUGCUCUACAGGAGAAAACUGGACAGAGCUCAGAUCAAACCAAUAUACUUGCUGGCCAACAAGGUACCUCUGUGUUCUGCUCAGUGGGAGCGCAUGUUUAACACCUCCCGCAUCCCUGGUGUGGAGACAGACACGCUCCAGCACAUGAACGAGAGCAAACACAUUGCUGUGUACCAUAAAGGCCGUUUCUUCAAGGUGUGGGUGUUUUACGACGGACGGCUGCUGCUGCCACGAGAGAUCGAGCAGCAGAUGGAGAGGAUCUUGGCGGACAAGUCUGAGCCCUUGCCAGGAGAGGAAAAACUAGCUGCGCUGACUGCAGGAGACAGGACCCCUUGGGCAAAGGCUCGACAACAGUUCUUCAAAAAUGGCAAAAACAAGCAAUCUCUGGAUGCCAUAGAGAAGGCAGCCUUCUUUGUUAGCCUUGAUGAUACAGAGCAGCGCUACGACGCAGACAACCAGGUCAAGUCUCUGGACAGUUAUGCCAAGUGCCUGCUGCAUGGAAACUGCUACGACAGAUGGUUUGAUAAGUCCUUUAAUCUGAUCAUUUUCAAGAAUGGGACCAUGGGACUAAAUGCAGAGCACUCUUGGGCUGAUGCUCCAAUCGUUGGCCAUCUGUGGGAGCAAGUACUGUACAUGGAUUGUAAACUGGGAUAUACUGAGGAUGGCCACUGCCAUGGGAAGCCUCAUCCCAAUUUGCCUGGUCCCCAGAAGCUACAGUGGGACAUCCCAACUGAGUGUCAGGAGGUUAUUGAGAGCUCACUGACAGUAGCCAGGGCUCUGGCAGACGAUGUGGACUGCCACAUAAUCCCCUUCGAUGACUUUGGAAAGGGGUUGAUCAAGAAGUGCCGCACCAGUCCAGAUGCCUUUAUCCAGAUCGCCCUGCAGCUGGCCCAUUACAGAAACAAAGGGAAGUUCUGCCUGACUUAUGAGGCGUCCAUGACGCGGCUCUUCCGUGAGGGUCGAACAGAAACUGUACGUUCCUGCACCGUGGAGACUUGUGACUUUGUUCGUGCCAUGAUCAGAGACGAAACGAGAGAAGAGCGCCUUAGAUUGCUCAAAGUGGCGGCAGAGAAACACCAAAGCUUGUACCGCUUGGCGAUGACGGGUCAGGGCAUCGAUCGCCACCUUUUCUGUCUCUAUGUGGUCUCUAAGUACCUGGGAGAGGAAUCAGCCUUCCUCAAGGAGGUGUUGUCUGAGCCAUGGAGGUUGUCCACCAGUCAGACCCCGCUGCAGCAGAUUGAGUUGUUUGAUCUGGUCAGACAUCCAGAGUUGGCAUCCUCCGGAGGUGGAUUCGGUCCAGUGGCUGACGAUGGGUAUGGUGUCUCCUACAUCAUUCUUGGGGACGACCUCAUCAACUUCCAUAUCUCCAGCAAAUACUCAAGCCCAGAAACUGACUCCCGUCGUUUUGGGGAAAACAUUAGACAGGCCAUGUUGGAAAUGCUGGCUCUCUUCCAGCUUGAGAAGAAAGAGUCAAAGUGAUGACUCUCACCUGUUUUAUUUUUCUGUUUUUUAUUUUUCCUUUUCUUUCUGGUGGAAUAAAAAAAAAAGAGGAAAAAAAAGGAUCAAAUCUUCCUUUAAAUUGUGCAGAAUCUUUCGAAGAAUCUGGGGUUAUUUCUAAGUUAAUUAAUGUUACAUGACUAAGGAAGGCAUUUAGACGUGUCACUGUUGAUAUGUUUGGAAAGAGAUUUGUGUAUACAGUCUGAGUGAGGUGAGCCUCCAGCACAGUUGGUGCGUAGAUCAAAGUAUUUAUUUGCAAAAAUGUAACUUUAGCGGUGCCUUAGCGACACACUAAUGUGAAGAAAAAAAAAGUAAGUAAUGCAGAAAAGUGAAGAGAACAUCUGGGAACAAAUGUGUGCUGUAAAACACUGAAUGUUGUUUUAGCUGAAGACUUCAAUAGCAUCAAUACAUUUUAGAGGAGUUUUUGUUUUUAGUCCUAUGAUGGUGCAAUACUUUUAAAAGCUUCCAUCCUGAGCGUAUGGUUCAUUGUUUCUUUUGUGCUUCCUUCUGUUGCAGCUCUAGUCUCACUAUAACUGACCCAAAUGGCAAACAUGAGGUGAAAUAUCAGCUUGUUUUUAGGUUACAUUGCGUCCACCUAUUUCAAAGGAUUCAGCUGAAAUGGAGGCAGAUUCCCUCAAAUAAUUGUGAUAAAACUGUAUCUAUAAACACAAAAAUCCUAGAUAUGAAGCUUUGAUCUGUUAUGAGCCUCAGUGUUGGUGUGAUUCUAAACGCAGUGUAAUACAGAAAGCUGGUACCACUGUCUAAUCUCAAUAGCCUCUCUGAUGCAUCUGUACAGUCUGUUUGUUCAGUUUUAGCUGCUAUGAUUUUUAUAAGGUUGCCUCUUAGGCAGCUGUUAUGUGUCUAAUUUUAGUACUCAGGUUUUGUUAACUUGGCCUGUUUAAAGGUGCUUUCAGAAGCAUCCACUCUGGUUGGUACAGUGAAUAAUUGAAUGCAGUAGAAGAAUAACCAUGUGAGGUUUGUAGGUGAUUUAAUUUAAAGUUUUUUAGUGCAAAGUUGAAUGACACGAGCCGGACAUCUGGCGUAAUUCACAGGAACUUUAUUAAAGAGAAAAUAUUCUUUGAGAUAACCUGGAAACUUUUAUAAGGGAUGUGUUGGUGUGCUGGUUACAGCAUGGUGGUGGUGUAGCUCUUAUCGCCAAGGCGAGACGUCUAUCAGAAUCAUAACAACUUGAUCGUCUCCAGAACUAGGAAACUGAAGUUUCUUUUGAAGAAACUUUCAUCAUUCUUUUAUUUAUACCUUUUCAAUCGAUUAUGUUUUUUUCUUUUCUUUUUUUUUACUUUUUUGAUUUACAAACAUGCAUAUCUACUGGUUGAAUGUGGUGAAUGAUAAGCACUAAGUUAAAGCUUGUUUUGAUUUAUGAAGUGAAACAUGGCAUUUUUGUUAUCACACUUUGCCAGUAUGUUGUAGUUUGACUUUUUAUGUCAGUAGACCUCAUGUUUACACUGCUGCAUGUUAUUUGAAAAUGAAGCUGUACAUGUUUGCCUUUAAUUUAAGGUUGUGUAAAAAAA
Molecule: messenger RNA, 4044 nt
Organism: Cyprinodon tularosa
Lineage: Eukaryota; Metazoa; Chordata; Actinopteri; Cyprinodontiformes; Cyprinodontidae
Gene: cpt1ab
Product: carnitine palmitoyltransferase 1Ab (liver)
Exons: 19
Coding region: 179-2497 (772 amino acids)
Biological process (GO): carnitine metabolic process; fatty acid metabolic process
Cellular component (GO): mitochondrion
Molecular function (GO): carnitine O-palmitoyltransferase activity
Source: RefSeq, a predicted model, not a curated record